GAGUGUGCCGCUGAUGAGCUGAGAGAGCAGCAGAACCGCCACGAGAUGGAGCUGGAGGAGCGGGAGCGAGAGGCGGAGACGGUGAUCGCCAACCUGCACCGUCAGCUGCAGGCGGCCACCGCCACCUCCGGAACGGAGAAAACAACAGGGCUGGUGGCGGUGAACGGCGGUGUAGGGGAUGCGAACGGGAACGGCAGCGCCGCACAGACGCCGUCACUCGGCCGAUCGCCGGACGGCAGUGAUGACGAGGAUGGUGGCGGCGACGCCCGAUCCCGGAUCGAGCACGCGCUGCGGCACCGUCCGCCGCUGCGGGCCGCGCUGUCAGCGCUGCUGGCGGAGCGGGACCGGCAGCUGGCGCUGCUGCAGCACCAGCUCAGCGCCGCCGGCGAGCAGCACCGCUCGGAGCUGGCCGAGCGGGCGGCGGCGGCCGACCGGCGCGCCGAGCUGCUCCGCCAGCAGCUGUCGGACGCCGCCGACCGCGCCGAGCAGCUGCAGCGGCAGCUGGCGGCGGCGCACGGGCGCGCCGACCAGCUAACCGGCGAGGUGGCCGAGCUGAGACGGGAGCACGAGCAGCUGGCUGAGCGGGCGGCUGAGAGCGACCGCCAGCACCUCAGUGAGCUGGAGUCGGUACGAGCCCAGUGUCGGCUCCAGGUGGACAGUAUGCAGCAGCGUCUGUCCGGCCGGCUGGCGCGGCUGCAGGCCGCCGGCCGCGCCGCCGCGGACCGGAUCGCCAACCUGGAGAGACUUGCAGCGGAGGCGGCCGACCGGCAGCGUCCUGAGGACGCCGCCACCAUCCUCCGGCUGCAGGAGGCGCUCCACCACACCGAACUGCAGAUGGACGCGCUCCGCCGCGAGAAGCAGCAGAUCGGCCUCGAGCUGGCCAACCGGGACGCCAGCUACAGCCGUCUGUUCCCCACGGGCGCGCCGCGCGUCGGCGUCAUCGAUCCCACGGCGGCCAGCGGCGGCGGCGGCGGCCGGGCCCCGCCGCCGGCGCCGCCGGCGCCGCCGGCCCGCCAGCAGCGCCGGCCGGCCGGCCGGCCGGGCAGGCGCUGACACCCGGCCCGUGCCGCCGCCGGGCUCCGUACUGCCCUCUGUCGUCUGUGGUACAUGGUCCGCGGGUAUAACAGAGUCUAGUCCUCAGCUGUGAACUGCCGCCCUGUUACUUGUUGUAGCUCACUAAAUUGUUGCAAGUCUUUCCCGUCGCAAAGAGGUGGUAGCUUUUCACUUGUAUAUAGUGAAACUGGUAUCUUGAAGCUCGAGGGAACUGGUAUCGAAGAGUAGAAACAAAGCCAAAACCUUGUUGCUAGUCAUUGGAAGGUAGAAAAUGAGUUGCAGUAAACUAUAUAUUAUAACAUUUGUUGCCUUUUAAAUGCUGGUUUGUGCUGUUCUCUGUUAGCAACUAGGCAAUGAAUCGUUGUUAUUAUGAACUCAGGACUCAAAUGUAAUUCGAAUAUGCUGAUCUUGUGAGCUAAAACAGCGCUUAGUGCCUCGCACACGAACAUUAUGGUGCCUUACUUUGGUCGUUGCUGUGCCUCUAACAAUAAAUAAAUGAAAAGUAAAAACAG
Amphibalanus amphitrite is the source of this 1565-nucleotide messenger RNA. RefSeq names its product translation initiation factor IF-2-like. The record is from RefSeq and is a predicted model, not a curated record. The coding region runs from base 46 to 1053 and encodes 335 amino acids. NCBI's taxonomy places the organism in Eukaryota, Metazoa, Arthropoda, Thecostraca, Balanomorpha, Balanidae. The transcript has 5 exons.